Messenger RNA from Propithecus coquereli (Coquerel's sifaka), 1044 nucleotides. RefSeq names its product protein FAM178A-like. Bases 103 to 1044 code for a protein of 313 amino acids. NCBI's taxonomy places the organism in Eukaryota, Metazoa, Chordata, Mammalia, Primates, Indriidae. Gene Ontology annotation, cellular component: site of double-strand break; nucleus. The transcript is spliced from 2 exons. The record is from RefSeq and is a predicted model, not a curated record. Gene Ontology annotation, biological process: DNA damage response; protein localization to site of double-strand break; positive regulation of double-strand break repair.
UCUGAUUCAUGGGAACUUACUUCAGGCUCUAAGCAGAAUAAAUUCCCUGACAAAAGAAAAAGGAAUUCUGUGGACUCAGAUCUGAAAAGCACAAGAGAAUCUAUGAUACCAAAAGCAAAAGAGUCCUUCCUUGAGAAGCGUCCUGAUGGACCACAUCAGAGAGAAAAAUUUAUAAAACAUAUUGCACUGAAGACACCUGGUGGUGUGUUGCGCUUGGAAGAUAUAUCCAAGGAACCAAAUGAUGAAACUGAUCGCUCCUCUGCAGGCUUGGCACCUUCAAAUUCUGGCCACCAUUCUUCCAGGAAUAGUGACCAAAUCCGUGUGGCAAGUACCAAAGAGACUAAGAUACAGAAACCCCACUUACCUUUACCUCAGGAAAAAUCUGCAAUUAAAAAAGCUAGCAACCUUCAGAAAAAUAAAACUGCUAGCUCUGUGACGUCAAAGGAAACAAAACUUCUACCUUUACUUUCCCAUGUUCCAAGUGCUGGUUCCUCUCGGGUACCACUAAAUGCUAAAAAUUGCACUCUUCCAGUUUCUAAAAGAGAUAAAGAGCGUUCCUCAUCUAAAGAAUGUUCUGGGCAUUCUGCAGAAUCCUCCAAACACAAAGAACAUAAAGCAAAGACUAAUAAGGCUGAUUCUAAUGUAUCGUCAGGGAAAAUUUCUGGGGAAUCUUUGCGUUCAGAAUAUGGCACUCCUACAAAGUCUCCCCCAGCUGCUUUGGAAGUUGUGCCAUGUAUCCCAAGCCUUACAGCACCUUCAGCUGAAGUCCCUUCAGAUAAAGAGAGUUCAGGAAAUUCCAAUGCAGGUAGCAAUGCACUGAAAAGAAAACUAAGGGGUGAUUUUGAUAGUGAUGAAGAAAGUUUAGGUUACAACCUAGACAGUGAUGAGGAAGAGGAAACAUUAAAAUCACUGGAAGAAAUAAUGGCUUUGAACUUCAAUCAAACUCCUACUACUACAGGAAAGCCUCCUGCUCUUUCCAAGGGGCUUAGAUCUCAGUCAUCAGACUAUAUGGUAAGUAGCUCUGUGACAUUUAUCUUUACCUGA